This is a messenger RNA of Colletotrichum gloeosporioides, 633 nucleotides long. Its product is annotated as Copper transport protein CTR3. Gene Ontology annotation, biological process: copper ion transmembrane transport. The transcript is spliced from 4 exons. Gene Ontology annotation, molecular function: copper ion transmembrane transporter activity. The record is from RefSeq and is a predicted model, not a curated record. Gene Ontology annotation, cellular component: membrane. NCBI's taxonomy places the organism in Eukaryota, Fungi, Ascomycota, Sordariomycetes, Glomerellales, Glomerellaceae. Bases 1 to 633 code for a protein of 210 amino acids.
AUGGACGGCAUGAGUAUGGCCACCAGCACAACCGCCAUGUCUGCCACUGGCACCAUGACCGGUAUGGCUGCUGCCACUAGCACCAAGGCUGCCAUGUCUGGCAUGGGAAGCAGCGGUUGCAAGAUUUCUAUGCUGUGGAAUUGGAAUACUAUUGGGAGUUGCUACAUCGCUUCCUCGUGGAAGAUCACCUCCAACGGAAUGUUUGCCGGAUCUUGUAUUGGAGUCCUCCUCCUCACCAUGUCUCUCGAGAUGCUCCGCCGCGCUGUCAAGGAGUACGAUAGAUACCUGAUCCGCAACCACCAGGCUCGCUGGGCCGACGCCGGCUCCAGUGUUCCCAGCUCCGAGAACGCUGGUGACCAUACCAAGGGCGCAUCCACCACUGUUGCUGCUGCCAACGGGACCGGCAUCCCUCCCUUCCGACCCAACAUUCUCCAGCAAGCUAUCAGAGCUCUUCUCCACAUGGUCCAAUUUGCCGUUGCCUACUUCAUCAUGCUCCUCGCCAUGUACUACAACGGUUACAUCAUCAUCUGCAUCUUCCUCGGCUCCUACAUCGGUUCUUUCAUCUUCCAGUGGGAGACGCUCUACGACGGACCGACUUCUGCCGCCAAGGAGGCUACGGUGUGCUGCGGUUGA